Messenger RNA from Neolamprologus brichardi, 2549 nucleotides. NCBI's taxonomy places the organism in Eukaryota, Metazoa, Chordata, Actinopteri, Cichliformes, Cichlidae. The record is from RefSeq and is a predicted model, not a curated record.
UCCCCGUCGCUGUAUCGCGCUGACAGCCAGCCUCAACACCGAUCCACACAUCACCGUGCGCCCGUCGUCGCUCACAUCAUCAGCGGUGCUGCACGGGAUACUCCGGGUUGUACGAUUCCUGUGGUAGCGGUGGUAGGUCGGCCCGUUAUUUACUCUGGCUUCUAGAGAAGUGUCAUCUUUAUCUCCCGUGACAGCCUCACCGUGGACACCAAAGACUGACAGCAUCUGUGGGCGCUACGAUGGAUGCUUCAAGUGCGCUCUCGUGAUCUACGCUCACCGGCUCGGUGGGGUCGUUUCAGCUUCCGUUUCAAACGGAAAGGAUAGAUUAUAUGCACAGCUCCUGCCUGUACGCGCAGUGAACGGGUAAAGAUGGGGAGCACGACCUCUUGCUGCGUGUCUGGGAGCCCCAAGCUCCGCAGAAAUGCCCACUCGAGGCUGGAGUCGUACCACCAGGAGUCGGAUAUGAGUAGGGAGGAGACGGGAUGCAACCUGCAGCACAUCAGCGACAGGGAGAACGUUGACGAGUUGAAUAUGGAGUACAAUCCAUCAGACCAUCCACGGGCGAGCACAAUAUUCCUCAGCAAAUCACAGAAUGACGGUGAGUGGCUUGGUUUUAUAGAAUUUCACAUAACAGGAAAUUUGUCUCUUUAUCAGGGUUUUUCGGUUCUGAAGAGAGGAAAAAUAAAUGUUUUAUUCCUUUUCAGAGAUGCAGACGGUGGGACGCUAUUAGAUAUCUUUGAUGAGAAGCUUCACCCUCUCUCGAAAUCAGAGGUUCCACCGGACUACAAUCAACACGAUCCGGAGCAGAAGCAGAUUUACCGUUUUGUCAGGACACUGUUCAGUGCUGCUCAGCUCACUGCUGAGUGUGCAAUUGUCACACUGGUUUAUCUGGAGAGGCUCCUGACCUAUGCAGAGAUUGACAUCUGUCCAGGAAACUGGAAGAGGAUCGUUCUGGGUGCUAUCCUGCUGGCUUCCAAAGUCUGGGAUGAUCAAGCUGUCUGGAAUGUCGACUACUGUCAGAUUCUGAAGGACAUCACAGUGGAGGAUAUCAAAGCCAUCUCCAGGCUAUGUGAUGACAAGUACAAAGACGUGCGGAAAGCUGCCAGGAAGCGCUCGGCGAGCAUGGACAAUCUAUGCGGGAUCCGAUGGGUUCCUGCAAUCCUCUCUUAACCACUAAUAUGCUGUCAUAUAGUGAAGAGUGACAUCGUGCUACAGACGCUGCCUGAAGGAGAAAACGUGUGUUUGUGCUCAGUGGAAGUGUGUCAGUGUGAAUGGACCCAGGGUGCAAAGCUACAUUCUGGAACAGCGAGUGUAACCUGGCACCAUCCAACGGACCUGGAGUCAAGAAUCGCAAACUACAGUUUAAGCGAACAAGACGUGUUUCUACUUUGACUUAAUGCCUUCAUAGUGCCUCGAUAUUUUUGUACUGUAAGAGGGAAGGGAGUUACUGGUUGCCACGUCAACCAUUCAAAGACAUUCGGAGACAACUCUAGUUUUGGAGUAUAAAGGAAAUCCAGGACAAGACAAAGGUCUGAAACUUUUGAGGACAUGGCAUUGUCAACCUGUCUCAGUGUAAAAAGUCUCAAUUCGGUUUUCUGGCUUUGUCCAGACAAAUCUCUCAGUUUUAACUAGCUUCAGAGAUUCUAAAUAACCUGUCUUUCAGAUAACCCUGCGUAUUAUUUAUUUAUUUUCUAAGUACUUUUCAACAUUUUCAACUGUGUUUGGCAAUUAGUAGUGUAGCACAGGACUUUCUACUGGUUAUUUAUUUCUUUGAUGGGAGUAAGAAUAAUAAAGAUUUCUUCUCUGGAAAUAUUCAAGGUUUACAGUUCUAGUGUACCUCUUUAUGCUCAGGUAGUCUGGUUGAUAUGUCGAUUGACUGUAAUGCUCCUCAUUUCGGUUAUUGGGAGGAUAAAUGAGAUUAGAUAAUGAAAUAAACACCAUAGAAAGAAAGGGCUAGAAUACAUUUAAAGUAUCCCUAUAGAUGUAUCAGUAUAGCAAAAAUCACCAGGUUUUCCUUCAGUAACAUGACUCCACCAAUUCAAAAGCAGGAGACAGCACGGCCCUCUGCUGACAUCUAGUGGUUAUUUGUGGUGUUGCAGAAAAAGGCUGCCAGUCCAGGGUAGGACUGGACGAAGUUACGUGUUAACAUUACAUCGAAAAAGUAUUUGCAACACAUGUUUCAGAGAACUUCUUUCCUAUUAUCCCAAAUAAUCCACAUUUUUUGCAGUGAACAGUCUUUAUAGACGUUGUAGUCAAAUUCUACACAGUAUUUUUUGUUACUGGCUGAAUGGGGAAAAAAAGAGAAAAGAUAGGUGAAAAGAUGGAAAGUUGUUUUGUACUGAACAUUUAUUUAACAAAACAAUACAUUUACUGUCAAACUCAAAUGUGCUGUUGCUACUUAAAAUGUUUUAUAGUCAAGUAAAAUUUAAUGUCUAACUUCAAACAAAGAGAAUGACAUAACUGGUCUGACAAGUGCACUGACCACUGGAUGCUGAUCUAUUGCAGAUGUGAGGAGGCUACCCAACAUUCCUUUGUUUAUAUAUGUUCAG